AUUUGAAUGCCAAGUCUAUAUGUCAUUUUCAACACGACUUCAAUCUUCAUCGGCGUUAGAUUUGGUUCCGCCUCUACUAAUCAACAUUGAAGGUUGUGUACCUCUUGAUCUAGUCAAAAGCUUGAUAGAUCUUCAUGAGAAGCCUUUAUGUCUAGAUGUUAGAGUGACUGGGAGACGUAACCGUACUGUCUAGUUCGUUUUCACUUUUCCGCACCAAACCAAUAUCAUGUCUCUUCCGCAUACCGUUGAAGUCUUGGUUGUUGGAAGCGGCAAUGCGGGCUUCUCCGCCGCCGUUUCCGCCGUACAAAACGGAGCCCGCAAUGUUCUUCUCAUAGACAAAUGCCCCGAAAACUGGGUUGGAGGCAAUUCGUAUUUCACAGCCGGCGCAUACCGAAUAGCCCACAACGGGCUCUUGGACCUCCUUCCUAUCGUCAACAAUGUAGACGAAGAGCUUGCGGGGAAGAUCGACCUUGAUCCUUACACAGAAACCAGUUUUGCAAACGACAUGCAACGCAUCUGUUUGGGGCGAUCAGAUUCUAAGCUGAGCACAGCCCUGAUUGAGGAUUCUAACUCGACUGUGAAGUGGCUGGCAAGUAACGGCGUUCGAUUCCAGCUCUCCUUCAAUCGACAGGCGUAUCUGGUCGACGGACGGUAUAAAUUCUGGGGUGGCCUGUCGCUUAAGACUGAAGAUGGGGGCAAGGGACUCAUGGAGGAUCAUAUUGCUAUCGCCAAAAAGCAUAGGGUGCAAAUGGUUUGGGACACGGCGCUGACUGGAAUCUCGGUGGAAAGUGACGGGUCUGGGGUAUCUGCACGGGUGCAUCACAAAGGCCAGGAAGGCAUCAUUCGGACGAAAGCGCUCAUCCUAGCUAGUGGUGGUUUUGAAUCCAACCCCAAGCUUCGUUGCCAAUUCCUAGGUCCGAAUUGGGAUUUGGCCUAUGUUCGUGGCACCCCAUACAACACUGGAGACUGCCUCGAGAUCGCUCUGCGUGAUCUCGGCGCCCUACCGGCUGGCAACUGGUCGGGCUGCCACUCAGUGGCGUGGGAUUACAGCAACGCGGACCCCCACACAGGGGACCGAGUAGCCUCGAACGAGUAUACCAAGUCAGGUUACCCCCUAGGACUAAUGUUGAACGUCGAAGGUAAGCGAUUCGUGGACGAAGGCGUUGACCUGAGGAACUACACGUACGCUAAAUUUGGUCGCGCAAUUUUGGCACAGCCCGAGAGCAUAGUAUUUCAAGUCUGGGAUGCUCGCACAACUCCAUGGCUACGAUCCGAAGAGUACCGCGAGGAGCGCGUCGAGAGAAUCACUGCGUCGACAAUCGAAGAGCUCGCCGACAAGUGCCAACUGCGCGGCCUGCACAACCGGGAUGAUUUCGUUUCUACCAUCCGCGAAUACAACGAUGCAGUUUAUGCUCAUCGCAGGGAAAAUCCUGAGGCGGUUUGGAACCCCGCGAUCCGAGAUGGCUUGUCCACUCAAUCAUCUUCGACGAGGCUUCCACUGGCCAAGUCUAAUUGGGCUUUGCCCCUGGAUCAAGCCCCUUACCUUGCGGUCAGAGUCACAUGCGGCAUUACUUUCACUUUUGGUGGUCUCACUAUCGACCCUGAGAGUACCCAGGUCAUCAGCAGCUUGACUAGAAAGGGCGUGCCCGGAGUCUUCUGUGCGGGGGAAAUGGUGGGAGGUCUUUUCUACUCAAAUUACCCCGGCGGGAGCGGUCUCACUUCAGGCGCAGUUUUUGGUCGUAGAGCUGGCAAAGCAGCGGCAGAACUUGCGAUGCGGAGAUCUGAGGGCUCUGGGUAAUCAGUACUAGGUACUAGGUACCUACCUCCAGAUCCGACGUAUUCGUUUUUCAUCAUAUAUAUAUCUCUGGCGUCCCCGUGCCUGAUUGCUUGAAAUCCUGGCCUACCUGACUCGGUCUCCCGAGUCACUAGUACUAGCUACCUAGUAUCCAAUAUGUGGGAUGCUACUAUAUCGUGUUGAAAGGACAGACCCUUCUGCAUCUUAGAACUAACCUACAGCACGCGAGCAAGGUCUAGAAAACGACAUAACAUAAACGAAGGGGGAAUUGUAUAAAGAUAAUUUGAGAACAGUUAUAUUCAAAGUCAAUCAUGAAAUUUGGCAUUUGGAUUCUACACUCUUAGUGGUAUCUGCUUAGGUACUAGGUACUUUUAAGGGGUCAGAUCUGAACCCCAUGUUAGCUCAACACUUAGAUCAACGCUUUGAGCCAACGAUUAUUCUAUCAUAUCAAA
This is a messenger RNA of Hypoxylon fragiforme, 2247 nucleotides long. RefSeq lists its product as uncharacterized. The record is from RefSeq and is a predicted model, not a curated record. The coding region runs from base 227 to 1798 and encodes 523 amino acids. The transcript has a single exon. Lineage: Eukaryota; Fungi; Ascomycota; Sordariomycetes; Xylariales; Hypoxylaceae.